GAGUUGGGCCUUUUACUCAUGACUGUUUUGUGAACUAACCUACCGGAGCUGGACAAUAACUGGUUUUGUAUACAACCUUCUCGUAAACCGCAAUUCUGAAAUGUCUAGCUACAAACUCCCAACGUCUAACCCUGACGAGCACUACCAGCGGACUCUGUCUCGAGUCAACAAAAUCCAGUCUCACCUAUCCGAAACCCCUCGUGGUCAGCGCUUGAAGGGCAAAGUCUGUAUCGUUACAGGUGUUGGUUCGUUGCAUGGAAUAGGACGUGCAUCUGCUUUGUUAUUUGCGCACGAAGGCGCGCAACAUCUUUAUCUGUUGGAUUUCUCAGCGGACAAUUUGCCAGAUUUGAAAUCUACAAUUCAGAAGGCAUACCCGGAUGUCAAGGUUACUACUAUACAAGCAGACGCCGCGGAUGAUGCUGCAAUAGCAGCGAUCUGCAAUCAAGCAAUACAGGACGAAGGGCGGCUAGAUGUAUUUUUCGCAAACGCCGGCUUUGCCAGUAAAAAAAUCUUGCAAGAUACCACUGCUGAGGAUUUCAUGGAAAGCAUGAGAAUAAAUAGCUUGUCUACCUUUUUGGCGGUGAAGUAUGGCUCGGAAGCCAUGAAGCAGGUCAAAACACUGGGAGGAAAGGACUAUAGUGGUGGCAGUAUCAUCUUAACGGCAUCAGUGGCCGGUUUGCGUUCUGGGGCAGGGACAAUUGAUUACAGCGCAAGUAAAGCAGCAGUAAACUCUAUUGCCAAAACGAGCGUUUAUCAGCUUCAAAAGAGCGACAUUCGCGUGAAUAGUAUAUGUCCGGGUUUGAUCGAAACGAAUAUGACAAAGGAUGCUUUUGAUUAUGCUCGGAAACGAGGUAACGCAAGCAAACUUGGUCAAUUGAACCCCAUGGGCAGAUUCGGAGUUGCCGAAGAAAUCGCGCAGAUGGCUUUGUUUUUGGCUUCUGACGAAUCCAGCUACGUCAAUGGCCAAAAUAUCGCAGUUGAUGGCGGCUUGUCAUCAUCUCACCCUGUAGUUCCUGGGCGCUGGGCAUAGACUGUAUAUCGGUAGAGGACACAUAUAUCGAUUUGCCCGCUGAUGUAGUAUUGUUUGACCAUGACAACGUGAUGAUGAAUUCUCCUGCAGACCUUUUAGAUGUUAAUAGGUUUCCUCAAUGAAUGGAGGAACAAAUGAGCGUUCAGUAGGCGUCUAUAUUGAUUCCGCGAUUUUGUGC
This is a messenger RNA of Serpula lacrymans var. lacrymans S7.9, 1208 nucleotides long. RefSeq lists its product as uncharacterized. The record is from RefSeq and is a predicted model, not a curated record. The transcript has 11 exons. Lineage: Eukaryota; Fungi; Basidiomycota; Agaricomycetes; Boletales; Serpulaceae. Bases 101 to 1030 code for a protein of 309 amino acids.